AAUGAAAUUUCCGGGGAAACGACGCCUGUGCACCAGGCGCCUCUGCUCCCCGGGCCUUCUGGGUAAUGUAGUUUCCUGGGGGCGGCGCGCGACCUUCGUCCUCUUCGUGGAGUCCUCCAGGAGCCGACCCCCGCGAUCCCGGUGAGGACGCGCCUGAGCGGCGGACCAAGCAGGCGUGGCCUGCGGGGUCGGGGGCCCUGAGGAUGUUUACGGUGUUGCGGAAGCCCAAGACGUUCAAGCUGCGGGCCCUGCACAGCCAGAAGAAGUUUGGGGUAGCGGGGAAGAGCUGCCAGGAGGUGCUGAGGAAGGGGUGCCUCCACUUGCAGCUGCCCGUUCCUGGCUCCCGCCUGUGCGUCUACGAAGAUGGCACGGAACUGACUGGAGAUUACUUCUGGAGCGUCCCCGACAACUCGGAGCUCGUGCUCCUCACCGAGGGCCAGACCUGGCAGGGCUAUGUGAGUGACAUCAGCCGCUUCCUCAGCGUGUUUCACAAGCCGCACGUGGAGGUCAUCCAGGCUGCCCGGCAGCUGCUCUCCGAUGAGCAGGCCCCGCUGCGGCAGAAGCUGCUGGCCGACCUCCUGCAUGUCAUCAGCGAGAACAUCGCGGCGGAGACCAGGGCCGAGGACCCGCCCUGGUUCGAAGGUUUGGAGUCCCGAUUUCAGAACAAGUCCAGCUACCUGAGAUACAGCUGCGAGAGCCGGGUCCGGGGCUACCUGAGAGAGGUGAGCUCUCACGCCUCCGUGGUGGACGUGGACACCCAGGAGGAGUACGUGCGCAUCGUGGAUGCCAUGGGCCAGAAGCUCAAGGCUGCUCAGUACAACGGCAGCUACUUCGACAGGGGCGCGGAGGCGGGCGGUCGGCUCUGCACCCCGGAAGGCUGGUUCUCCUGCCAGGGCCCUUUCGACAUGGACGACUGUGCAUCCAGACACUCCAUCAACCCCUAUGGUAACAGGGAGAGCCGGGUCCUCUUCAGCACUUGGAACCUGGACCACGUACAGGACACCCAUGGAGACCUGAUGAAUAUUGCACGUUGGGGCUUGUCCUCUUUGAAUUCUGCCAUGCCACUUGAAGGAGCCUGCCUGGCCUUCUUGAGGAUGAAAGACACCAUGGGAGAAGGGUCAGCGCAGCCAGCCCUCCAGCAGAGCACGGCCACAGGAGCGGGCCGGGCCACCCCACAGCAAACACUGAGUUUGGGGGGCUGGUUAUGCAGCAAUGGCCUGUGACAUUGUGGCAUUUCCUUCCUCCUCCCCAAAGCCCCGGACUCCCUUGCAGCAUCUCUGUCCCCCAUGUAAUGGCUGGAGUGAGGUUUCAGUCCCAUCUCCUCGGGCUCUCAAGGGCCCCCCUGGGGCCUCUUUCAGGACCUGGGGAGCCGCUGGCAUGUCACCUGCCCUGUGGGUCAAGCCUUGAUGUCUAUAUUUCUGGCAGCUGGGGAGCCCCCUUCUUUCUUUUGAUCUCAACUAUGUGUAUUUUUAGAGAGGUACGUUUACUUGGCAUUUUGCUGCGCUGGGGGAGAGGCAUCCACCUGGGCCAGCCUGGUCCCCCGGGUGCCAGCAGCCCUCGCUGUGGCGUCUCCAGUUCCACCGACUCAGCUUACGAGCUGUUGCACUUGUCACUGCACAGUCUUCACAUUGUUUACAAGUGAAAUGGUUUACACACAGCAAGACUAUAGUGUCUCUACACAGACACAUACACGCAUGCCCACGUGUGAGGUCAGGGCCGGAAAGACACACAUCCAACCCUUCACGGUGGUCAUCUCUGGGGACGGACGGAGGGAAAUGAGAUUCAUGGUGGUAGUCAUAGCAACUUUAGUUUUACUUGUCAGUUCUAUAAAAAAUGUUCAUAUAUUAUCGUAUUAUCAUUUUUUGGGUAAAUCUACACAUAGAUCAAAGCAUGGAGGCCAGUAAGGCAGACUGUUGGUGAGUAGCUGUGACGGGACUCAGGUUGACUCCCAGAAUCCCAUUUUUUUCUGGGUACUUUUCAGUGUUUUUAAAAAAAUGUGCACCGUUCCAAUUUUCAAAGCUUGACAAGCAGAGCUGCUUGCAUCAGGCUUCGCCAGGCAGACCUGACCCAGUGUGUGGCCGUGCUCUGUGACGGCACUUUGAUGAGUUUGUGAAGCAUGUCCCCCAGUGCCCGUCCUGCCGACAGCUCGAUGAGUCUUUUCCGGGUCGCUGACACCCUACUCUUUCUGGGAUGGUGCCAAGUAUGGUUCCUUUUGAAAUCUUAACAGGUUUCCACUUGUCUUUUCCUGUAAGCAGCCACACAUUAUGUUAUGUUGUAGCUACAACUGAGUGGAAACGGUAUUUUACCUGUGCCUGUGGGGGUGUGACAGCAGAAAAUGACCCUCUCUGACCUUCCUUUCCAGAAUAGAAAAGAAACGCACCAUUGUCCCCACACUGGCUGAAGCGAUUAAAGAACAGGAUGGAAGGGAAGUAGACUGGGAGUAUUUUUACC
Messenger RNA from Hipposideros armiger (great roundleaf bat), 2451 nucleotides. It is a transcript of the gene DFFB, whose product is annotated as DNA fragmentation factor subunit beta. The record is from RefSeq and is a predicted model, not a curated record. The transcript has 7 exons. The coding region runs from base 204 to 1223 and encodes 339 amino acids. Gene Ontology annotation, cellular component: nucleus; cytoplasm. Gene Ontology annotation, molecular function: DNA endonuclease activity. NCBI's taxonomy places the organism in Eukaryota, Metazoa, Chordata, Mammalia, Chiroptera, Hipposideridae. Gene Ontology annotation, biological process: apoptotic process; apoptotic DNA fragmentation.